Molecule: messenger RNA, 534 nt
Organism: Pseudomassariella vexata
Lineage: Eukaryota; Fungi; Ascomycota; Sordariomycetes; Amphisphaeriales; Pseudomassariaceae
Exons: 3
Coding region: 1-534 (177 amino acids)
Cellular component (GO): mitochondrion
Source: RefSeq, a predicted model, not a curated record
AUGCUUCACCGUCGAAUUGCGCAGGCUCCGGCCCUGCGAUCGCUGGCAUCACGACGACUACCUCUAGUUCAACGAAGAGGCUUCCUGCCAAACUCUCUAAAUGACCGGGCCAUCUAUGAUGAAAAGUUCCCUGACCUUCCGAAGUUAACGGAUGCAGAAGACCCUGGCCAGAACGGUGGCUACAUCAACCCACCGCCUAUCAAGCGACAAUUCCGCGACCCCUACGGUGACUGGUGGGACAAGCAAGAGCGAAGGAACUUUGGCGAGCCAGUGCAUGAGGACCACGAUGUGAUGGGCAUGUUUACGCCACACGAGUACACUUGGGUCUCGCCAGGGAAGGGCGCACUUCAAGUCGGCGCUUUCAUGCUGACUUUCUUUGGCGUCUGCUAUUUGGUCGCCAUCACAUAUCCUGACAAGCAGUCAUAUCCAAGGGAGUUUGAGGGAGGGUUGGAGAGAGAAUUGGGUGGCAAAGGCGCUACGAGGGCGAGAGCACCUGGUGACCCAGAGCCAUUCCAGACUGAGACGCUGGACUAG